This is a messenger RNA of Platichthys flesus (European flounder), 3218 nucleotides long. RefSeq names its product cadherin 16, KSP-cadherin (gene cdh16). The record is from RefSeq and is a predicted model, not a curated record. Gene Ontology annotation, molecular function: cadherin binding; calcium ion binding. Gene Ontology annotation, cellular component: plasma membrane; adherens junction; catenin complex. The transcript has 17 exons. Gene Ontology annotation, biological process: homophilic cell-cell adhesion; calcium-dependent cell-cell adhesion; adherens junction organization. Lineage: Eukaryota; Metazoa; Chordata; Actinopteri; Pleuronectiformes; Pleuronectidae. The coding region runs from base 18 to 2489 and encodes 823 amino acids.
CACAUUCACAGAGGCUCAUGGCGAACACAGGAGCCACGCCGAUGCUGAUCCUGGCUCUCAUACUGGUGAUACUUUACACUUUAGCACCGUGCUCUGGGGCAAAUGUUAAAAUCGGUGUCCCUGAAAACUACGAUGGUAUUUUCCCAUGGUAUCUAGCCAAGCUCCACAGCCUGCCCAGUAAUUACAGCGACCUGGUGCUGACCGGGGACGAUGAGGGGAUAUUCGGCGUCGACGCUCAGUUCCUUUACGCCCUGAAACCGCUUGACAGAGAGAAGCAGCCGUCAUACUCCCUGCAGGUGUCCUUCAGGGCCUCGGUGCACAGACAGAGCUUCACUGUCGAAGUGUGUGUCAUCGACAAGAACGACAACGUGCCCACUUUCCUAGGGGAGAGCAUGCGAGGCAGCGUGCAGCUCGGCCUCCUCAAAGGGAUCCCAUUCAUGCAGGUGGAGGCGCUGGAUCGGGACGACCUCGACACUGCUCAUGCCGACCUGCGGUUCAGGCUCAUGGAACAGACGCCCAGGAUUCCCUCCAGCCAAAUGUUCUCCAUCGGCUCCAUCACUGGAGAGGUCUCCCUCACUGAGGAAGGAGCCUCCACUCUGGACCCGGAGAUGUGCGGCCGUUACAAGCUCUCGGUGAUGGUGAAGGACAUGGCCGGGAAGGCCAACGCUUUCUUCACCACCGGCAUCGUUACCGUUGAGGUGACAGGAAACACCUGGGCAUCCCCGGACCCGGUGCGACUCCAGGAGAACCUGCCGGGCCCCUACCCCAUCCCCAUCUCUCAGGUCAAAUGGAGUGGAAGUCAGGCCCAGUACAGUCUGGACGGGGAGUUCCCAGAGAUGCUCUUCACCAUCAGCAGAGAAGGAGUAAUUUAUCUCAAUGCUCCUCUGGACAGAGAGACCCAAGACCAGUUCCAGAUCAGCAUCGUGGUUGAGCGUCCCGACGGAAGAGAGAUCGCCAAGCCCGUGGAGCUGAGGGUGAUGGUGGGCGACGCCAACGACAACAGACCCACCUUCCCACAAGCUCAGUACCACACUGUGGUGAAGGAACUGGCUGCUCGAGGGACAGAAAUCCUCACAGUGCAGGCAGCCGACAACGACGAUCCCAAGACGGACAACGUGCGGAUUUUCUACCGUUUAGUCGGGCAAAUUCCAGAGAGUCCUCGUGCCCUCUUCAGAGUGGACCGUGACUCUGGGGUCAUCUCGGUCCAAGCAGACAGUAUGGAGGGCACAGCACCGCAGUACACUCUCACCAUCACAGCUGAGGACGCCAAAGGUUUAAACAGCUCCUGCACUGUUGUUGUGACGGUGCAGGACGAGAACAAUAACCCGCCAGUCUUCUCCCGACAUGAGUAUGGGCCCUUUCACAUCCUGGAGGACGCCCCCGUGGGCACCACAGUCACAGCUGUGCUGGCAGGGGACGCAGACGUGCGAGGAGGAGACAGCUGGCAGGUGGACUACCGCUUGGAGUCUGGAAACGAGGAGGAGGUCUUUACAUUAGUGACGGACAAGCAGACCAAUGAGGUGUCACUUGUGCUCUCGAAGGUGUUGGACUUUGAGCGUGAGAGCGAGUACAUCCUGGUGCUCAGCGGUCAGAACCCAGUGGCUCUGGUCCGCGGACGUUACGGACCGGCGUCCACGGCCACAGUCGCUAUUUAUGUUGACGACGUGAACGAGGGUCCGAUCCUGUCGCAGAGCCAUUACGAGGUGACCGUCAGAGAGGGCGAGGAGCCGGGACGGGUCAUCGCCACCAUCCGAGGCCAUGACCCCGACUCGCACCCCAUCAGGUAUUCUCUUCAAGGGGACACAAAGAAAUACUUUUCAAUAGGUAAAUACUCUGGAGAGCUGAAAACUGUGCAGGCCCUUGACAGAGAGGAGAACAGCACGUACACCAUGGAGGUCAUUGCGGUUGAUGGACGAAACUCGUCCUUAUCCGCGUCCACCCUGGUGACAGUGCAUAUCCUGGAUGUGAAUGACAAUAGCCCGGUGCUGGUUGGAGACUACUCCUGGAAGUACCUGUGUACUCCUCGCUGGGAGGACCAGGCGCUGGUGUUGGCCUCGAGGGACAGUGACGGACCUCAGCACGGGGGGCGGCUCAACUUCUCCCUGCGCAGUGAUGCCAUGGUUCGGCGGAACUGGAAGCUCACGCCGAUUAACGAUACUCACACCAACCUGUCCUUAAACAUCCCCUACCUGUCCCCCGAGGUCUACACCGUGCCCUUCACCAUUUCUGACAGCAGCUCCCCUCCCAGGAGCACCUUCAUAAACCUGCCAGUGACAGUGUGUCCCUGCAACGUCAGAGGGAACUGCAAAAUGGCUGCCAAGCGGUUGCACGGCAUGCCAACUAUUCAGUCAGCAGUGGGAAUUCUGCUCGGCACCUUUGCAGUCAUAGGAACUAUCCUCAUUGUGGUUUUUGUGAGACUGUCCUACCAGAACCCAAAGACGCCGAGCGAAACAAACCAGGAGAGAGUUCCCCUGAAGAUCUCAAUCUAAUUAGGAUGAUAGUGUUUUGUCCGUCCUGCUCACUGUCCUGGACGACAGGGCUAAUGUAAUAAUGUUGCUUUUAGGGCACGGAAUCCAUCAAGUGACUGUGAAUGUCUAAAAAUGAAUGUAUAGUAUAUUUCACUUUGUAGCUUAUAUGUACACUGACCUAAAAAAUAAAAAUCACAUAAUAGUUGUGAGCUUGUCAAGAUGUCAAGUGAAUGCUCAGUGCUCAUUUUGUAUUGCUGUAGAUCAGUAUAUGGUUCUUAUUAUAUUGUAUUAGGGAGAUUUUUUAAUCAAAGUCAUUUUCUUUCAUUAUUGUUUUAGAAUAUUAAAUUUAGUUGUAAUUUUGUGAGAAAGUUUUUUGAUGGAAAUCAUUAAUGAACUGUUGAAAUUAAAGUAAUAUUAUUGCAAUAAAUUGCUUAUGAAAGAAAAUAGGGAUUUCCUUCCUGUAAUUUCACCAUUUUUUUCUCUGAAAAUAUGUUGACGUUUCUCUCGGUGUUGAAAUUAUUCUCCAAAAGUUCUUCGUCUCAACUUUGGACAUGAUACACAAUUGAAAUAUCCUGAUAUUCAUUCAUGUCAUUGUAUGUGGUCAUAUUAGCUGAUCCUUGAUGUGAUAUGAUAAAUAUGCCACAGAGGGAUUGUUGUAAAACCCUAAAUUAGAAGAAACCUGCAUGUAAAUUCUGUCAUAUAAUUGAAUUUAAUGUGAUACCUCAACAGAAUAAAAACAUUUUCACACAA